Molecule: messenger RNA, 1072 nt
Organism: Mobula hypostoma (lesser devil ray)
Lineage: Eukaryota; Metazoa; Chordata; Chondrichthyes; Myliobatiformes; Myliobatidae
Exons: 4
Coding region: 479-958 (159 amino acids)
Source: RefSeq, a predicted model, not a curated record
UGCAGUCGCACACUCGACAAGUAAAUAACAAAUUGCAUUAGCUGGGUUCAAAUAUGAAGUCGUCAUUUAGAUCUUUUUUUCCAAAAAUAUACACUAUUCUUUAAAGUUGACAACAACUUCUAACUGAAGGCCAGUCUGUUCCCCGCAACUAAGUGCAAUGUGUAGUGAGGAGAGGCUGAUGAUAGGAGAAAAUCGCAGUCAACAGGAUGAGUUGCAACGUAAAAAGGCGGACAAAAUCGAGAAGGCUGAAUGCAGGGCUGAAGGUGCUAUAGUUGAACGCACGCACUAUACGGAAGAAGGUAGAUGAACUUGCAGCACAGUUGCAGAGUGGCAGGGCUGGGUGUGUCUGCACCAGCCCCUGGCUCUCCUUCUCUGCCACCUGUCCCACACCCCUCCCACAGUGCCCCACCCUCGCCAUUCCCAAGAGCCUCAAGACAAGGGAUUCUGCAGAUGCUGGAAAUCUUGAGCAACACGCAAAAUGCUGGAGGAACUCAGCAGGUCGGGCAGCAUCUAUGGAGGGCCCUUCUCACUGCAAGCGGCCAAAGUGUUACACCUGCCCAUUCACCCCCUCCCUCCUCUCCACUCUGGUCGAAUGCGAUGCUCGUCCUCCAUCACUCUGCUGCUGCUCUGGCCAAAGAGAGAUCAUCAAGACCAAGCUUGGGGCCGGGAGGUUCGAGGUAGACUACAAAACAAAGGCGUUCACUGUACGUGUGACCUAAGACCUGGGCGCCACGGCAGGGUGACUCGAGGGAAUUCCAGAGUUCAGAGUCCAAUUCUGGAAGGAGAUUCGACGUUCUUCCCGUGCGACUGUGUGGGUUUCCUCCGGGUGCUCCAGUUUGCUCCCAAAGUUCAAAACCGUACCGGUUGCAGAUCCCAUCGCUCUGUGAUAGCAGCUGAAAUCCCCGUUCUGGUUGGAUGUGCUCUGGAGGCCGGUUCUGAGCCAAGGCGAGGUUCCUAAAACCAUGGGAGGCCUCGAAAUAAUUUAAAGCAGAAAGGACCUAUUUGAUUCGGCAGGGAAAUCAGUAACCAGGCAUUGUGUAUUUAAUUUUAAAUUAUAACAUAUUUAUAAUUU